GUAAUUAUGAGUGUACUGUGCGGUAGUGGGAGCUAAUAAAUAUUCUUACUGCAAAAUGUUGAGAUAUAAUAGACGUCAUCAUAAGCUUUGAUAACUAUUUACUCGGAUGUGGUAUACUAGAAGCCACUCGAUUGAUGUUGACCCAUGGUCGUUGGUGCUUCAUCUUUAAAAUAAAAUAUUGCCAAUGUGUUGUUUCAUCCAAUGCUCUGUGCCUGUAUCUGAAAGAUUAAAUGCAAAUACAUUCAGACUACGUACACAUGUAUAUGAGCGUACUGAAAGCAUUUCGAAGUGGAAUGUCUAACACAGACGAAAGCACACAACCCUCAUUGAAUUUAUAGGCUGGAGCGCGGGCGCCACGGACGGCAGUUCCAUAACCUAAAAAGGUAAAGGCACGUGCAUCGUGACUGCCGCGUUAUAUUGGGUGAAAUCACGGAAGGCGCGUAUAAGACGAGCGAACAUACCAACACUUAUACGUCACAAGGAUACACAUUAAUCAGCUGUUGCGUGUGGGACCAUGGCUACUGCAACUAACGCAGCGACAGCGCUCAUCGCACCUGCACCUACUCUGGCCAACAGACAGCAGUCGGCUCUGAGUGUGUCAGCGGUGCAAACGAACAUAAGUGAGAGCAAUGGACAGGAAGUAAAACAAGUGGACAACAAUAGCAAGUCAGCUUCACCAAAGCCGAGCAACAUGCCAAAAAUAACAACAACAAUGCUUAACAAAAUGGAGACGGGCUCAAAAAGCGAAAAGCGCGUCUAUAAAAUUGUCCUAACUGGCGGGCCUUGUGGAGGCAAAACAACUGGACAAUCCCGUCUGUGCACGUUCUUUGAAAACCUUGGCUGGAAGGUAUUCCGCGUGCCUGAAUCGGCCACUGUACUACUCAGUGGUGGCGUUAAAUUCUCCGACCUCACCGAUAUAGAAGACCCUCCCACGCCAACUACGUACGUGUACAAAGAUCUUCCCUUUGCCGCUCCGGAGCACAGUCUCAUCGAUCUGACUGCAUCCUGUCCACGUUGUUUGGCGAACGCUGCCUCGAAGCCGAACGGCAGCGAAGCCUACAAGUUCCAGGAGAAUUUGAUACGCACCAUGGUCCAAAUUGAGAAUACAUACUUUGAGCUGGGAAACUCGAGUACUCGCAAUUGCCUAAUUAUCUGCGAUCGAGGCGUCAUGGACGCCAGUGCUUAUAUAUCGAAAGACAAAUGGGAGAAAAUGAUGGGCGCCAACAAAUGGAAUCCGGUGGAGAUGCGGGAUAAUCGUUACAAUCAAAUUUUGCACUUGGUGUCCGCCGCAAAUGGAGCCGAGGAGUUCUACUCCACAGAGGAUCAUGCCUGCCGUUCUGAAGGCGUCGAUUUGGCCCGCGAAUUGGACUACAAAUCGGCCGCAGCCUGGGUGGGACAUCCCUACUUCGAUGUUAUUGAUAAUUCAACUGAUUUUGAAACCAAAAUGAAUCGCAUGAUCGAGUCCGUCUGCCAAAAACUGGGCAUCGACACUGGAGAUCGUUUGCAGGCAACUUCCAGAAAACUAAAAUUCUUGGUCGCUACAUUGCCGGUUGACUCCGAAUUCCCACCGUUCCAAGAUUUUGAUGUCGUGCACCACUAUCUGCAAUCCGGUGGACCUAAAGUGCAAGCACGUUUGCGCAAGCGCGGUCAAAAGAAUCACUGGAGCUACAUACACACGCAGCGUAGACCCAACGUCCAUGGACAGGCCCGCAUUGAGGUGAAGACACAGCUUAACCAUCGCGACUACAUGAAUCGGCUGGCACAGCGCGAUGAAGCUCAUUUCCCCAUUUACAAGAAACGUCGUUGUUUCCUCAUCAACAAUCAAUAUUUUCAAUUGGAUAUCUAUAAGGAACCUUGUCAUCCACGCUGCAAAGGUCUCGUACUGCUUGAGACCUAUUCAUCACUGUCAGGCGAGGCGUUAAAGAACUGCAUGCCCAAAUUCUUGAACAUAGUCAAAGAGGUAACUGGCGAUCCAAAGUUCUCCAUGUUUAAUCUAUCGUUGAGGGAGGAUUGGACCACAUCAAAGAAGUUUUGCAGCUCGUCGACGCAUGCAAAUGGAAAAGCAACAAACGGAGUUUCAAAAGCGCCAUUGGAACUCAAUGGCCAUUGAACGUAUCCUACUACCAUUACCUAUUCGUCUAAUGGCCACUAAAUUCUAUCCCUGAAUCUCUACUUUAUGUUUACGUUUUGAAUGUUUUUAGUUACAAGGGAAACACAAUUUAUCAACUAAAAUGUAGACUUAGUGUACAUCGGGUAAAUUUAUUUUCUAUUCGUACUCAUUGACCUUUAAAUUCGCUCAUAAAAAUAAGUGUAGUUGGAGAAAGUCAAACUAAGUUUAACUAAUGAAUAGAAACCAAUGAUUGUUAUGAUAAAGUAAAGUAAAAUAAGUGUCACUAAAGUAGCUGUUGGUUUUAAAUAUGUAUCUAAGUAGCACUAUAAAAAAAAAAUCAAGUGAAUAAGAUAAAUCUUUUAUCAUUAUUUGGUUUAUACUUACACCAUUUUAACAUAUUUUUAUAAUAACAGGUGGGCGAGUUUAGUGGCCAUUUUAUAAGCCAAAAUCAACACCCACUUGAGUAACACAAAUAAGCUUACUUUUCUAUCGUUACAACCAAUAGUUUCUAUAGUUUCUAUAUACAAAUUUUAAUUUUACUUUCUUCUCCUUUACUUAUUUUAUGAAGACAGGGAGGCGAAUUUAGUGGCCAUUGGGUAUGAAUGGACAAUAAAAUUAGUCGUUGUACACUAAGUUUACAUCCUUGAAUCUCUUCUUUACACGCUGUGGGAAAGUUUUUAGUUUUACGAAAUUAUAUAUCAAAAUUAUAGAUACCUUAUGCAAAUCAAAACUUGUUACCUUUAUGACCAUUAUAUGUAUCAUACUAUAUAAUUAUAAUUUGUCACUUCCCACUAUGAAUUAUUUACGUACUUACUGGAAUGCAAACUAUAAAUGUACUGAAACACCUUUAAGCGUACUUAAUUUUUUAUCAAUAAGGUUUUGCCAUGUUUAUCAUUUUUGUCCCAAUCCUGUUGGCCUUGGAGGUGCGUAAACCACUAAAUUUAAACUAAAUUUUAGCUAAUGUUAAAAAAACCUUAUUCAAAUAAAAAACCAACACCACCAAAAAGCGA
Messenger RNA from Scaptodrosophila lebanonensis, 3120 nucleotides. RefSeq names its product TRPL translocation defect protein 14 (gene Ttd14). Gene Ontology annotation, biological process: photoreceptor cell maintenance. Bases 515 to 2110 code for a protein of 531 amino acids. Lineage: Eukaryota; Metazoa; Arthropoda; Insecta; Diptera; Drosophilidae. The transcript is spliced from 11 exons. Gene Ontology annotation, molecular function: phosphatidic acid binding; GTP binding; phosphatidylinositol binding. The record is from RefSeq and is a predicted model, not a curated record.